Messenger RNA from Ostreococcus tauri, 1281 nucleotides. RefSeq names its product G-protein beta WD-40 repeat. Gene Ontology annotation, molecular function: protein binding. The coding region runs from base 1 to 1281 and encodes 426 amino acids. The record is from RefSeq and is a predicted model, not a curated record. NCBI's taxonomy places the organism in Eukaryota, Viridiplantae, Chlorophyta, Mamiellophyceae, Mamiellales, Bathycoccaceae. The transcript has a single exon.
AUGGGAGCGUGCGGACGUGGCGAGCGCCGAAGAGGGAGACGAACGCGGAUGAUGAUGAUGUGUCGAGCGGACGACGGCGGGUCGACGCGCGGACGACGAUUUUGGGCGCACAUGAAGGAUGCGCGGAGACGUGCGCGAGCGCCGCGGACGUCGUCGCGAGCGGAGGACGCGACAGAAGAGCGAUGUUCUGGACGAUCGAUCGGCGAACGAGGUGCGUUGAGGAUAACAGUUAUUGAUUCAAUUCUCUCAAGAAUUCUUUCGCGCAGGAAAGCGUCGAGACCGGCGAUAACGAGGGCACACGCGGGGACCGUGCGCGCGGUUGCCAUUCUCAGAACCGGCGAGGCGGCGUUGACCGGGUCAGACGACAAGACGAUGAAGCUUCACGCGCUGACGCGAACGAGCGAGGGCGAGGAUGGAGACAACGCUGGUAUUUCUUUGCGCUAUCAAGCGACGUUCGUCGGACACACGAACUGGAUCCGGGACGUGUGCGUGGCGAGCGACCUUGCCGUGGCGUGCAGUGCGAGCGACGACAGGACGACGAGGUUGUGGGAUCUCGAACGCGUGAAAUGCGUGCGUGUGUUCGGUGAGGGGGGCGGCGAGGUCUAUGUCGCUCGAUUCCAUCCGCAAGGAAACGUUCUCGCGAGCGCCGGAGGAUCGCAGUCGAUACGGUUUUGGGACACUAGGAGCGGCCGAAUGAGUCUCGAAAUCGACGCCGCUCACGACGCGAGCGUCCGAUCUUUGGACUUUCACCCAGGCGGCGUUUACGCGUCCUCCACGUCGGACGAUGGAUCGAUCAAGUUUUGGGACCUAAGAACGGGUUCCAUGUGCUAUACUCUUCGAGCGCACGGCGAACACGGGGUCCUCGAUGGAAAGUUUUCACCGGCAGGCUCGCGGUUUGUGAGUUCGGGUGAGGACGGCCACUGCGUCGUUUGGCGCACUAAUACCGUCGAUCACGCCGAAAAUGCGCCGAAAAUGGAAACAAGAUCAUUUUCGCAUGCUCAAAGAAGUCGUUCACUGCCUUUCUGCGCCGAAAUCGACGAUGCACCUCUCGUCUCUUGGCCUUCUCCGCGUCUUCGGGCGUUACGCGUGAGUGAACACCCGCGUCCUCCGCAGAAUCGACCGGAAUACCUCCCACGCGCGCCCAGUAGAGAUAUUCGCGCUCAAGUCGACUAUUUGCGUCAAGUGGCACGUGUGCUUCACAUCAGACUCGUCGACGUCGAGGACGGGCUCGUCGGUACGCCCGUCGCGCGCGCGCGCGGACAUGGCAGACCAGGGUUGUAG